UCUGUGGACGCCGCUCACUGGCGCUAGUUGUCGGUUCCUGAGCCAACAUGGACGAUGGCAGUACGCUCUCAGCGAAGAGGCACGAAAUUGGCGUUUACUCGCCAUCGAUCUGAACCCCAAAGGUGGAAAAGUACGGCAACUUCAGCAUGGCCAAUGGCGAAGAAAUAUUCCUCCAGUCCCCACUAGCUGCGUGGGUCAAAACAUUUUACGAUGAUGACGGCAAGCCAUUGGACUUCAAGCAGCUCUGCGAUGGCGUCUUUCUGCACACCGUCUGGCUGCAGAUUGACGCCCAUCCCAUGUACUCCGGGGUAAUAAAUCCAGCAACGGACAUGACUUCUCGACUGCGGAAUCUCAACAUGCUACUGCACAACAUCAAAGUGUUCUACGAGGAAGUCCUGGAACAAGUGCUAGUUAUGCACCUCCCCAAUGUGGUCAGCAUUGCCAAAGCAACCUUUGACGAGAGCAGCGAGCAGGAGCUUAGUCGUCUGCUCCUUCUGAUGCUGGGCUGCGCAGUACAGUGCGGCCGCAAGGGACGCUUCAUCGAAGCCAUUCGAAGACUUGACUUGGCCACCCAGGCCUCCUUGGCCGAAGCAAUCGCCUCCAUCACCGACAAUCCGGAUUCGGUCUGGACACGGGACUGGGGUCGCCUAGAGACACUGCCCGAGGCUGACCGGCCGCGCAUGUAUGCCACUCUAGUCCGUCACGUAGCCACCCUCUCCCGACAGCGAGACAGUGCAGCACAGCGCCUAGUGAACCUGACAUUGGAGCAGGAGUCCAGUGGCAGUGCCGACAGUCCGGGUGAUCAGGUGUGGGGUGGCUCUGACGCAGCUUCACCCCAGGCAACCGACUCGAGACUGGGUGUGGAACUUGCCGACACCAAGGCCAAGCUUCGUCGCUGUCAGCAGGAGUUAGAGGAGAAGCUUGAAGUACUGUCCGAACAAAAAGAGGAGCUCAGUCAGCUGAAGGAGGCGAUUGCCAGGUUGCGACAAGAGAACUUGGAGCUUGUGCAAGAUGCGAGAACAGCCAAGGCCUAUAGGGACGAGAUCGACAUUCUCAAAGAAAAGGUGCUGAAGCUGGAUAGACUUGAAAGUGAGAUACAGAGGUACAAGGACAAAAUGAGUGAACUCGACUUCUUCCGCAGCAGAGUGGAGGAACUGCGCGAGGACAAGCGGAUCCUGGGUGAAACAAAGGCCAUGCUGGAGGAACAACUGGAAGGCAGUCGUCGACGUGUGGAGCACGCUGUACAGCUGGAAGCUCAGCUGCUCAAGGCCCGUGCUCGUCUCAGCGAAUGCACCUUGGAGCGUGAUCUGGACCGGAGCCAGGUGCAGAAGCUGCUGGAGCAGAAUGCGCAGCUGCGGCUUGAGCACCAGGCCACCCUGGACGAGAACGUGCAACUCCAAGGGGAGCUGCAGAGGCUGCGAGCGCAGGCCACAUCCCCACGUACAGAGAACAGCCUGCUGGAACAGUUGAACACAGAUGCUGAGACGAGAGCAUUGCACUUUGAGCUGGAAAACAGGCGUCUGCAAGUCCUCCUCGACGAGAUGAAAGCGCAGGUGGAGGAGAGUCCAACAAAGAAUGAGCUACAGGCACAGUGCGCAUUGGCCAAUGAGCGUCUCGAACAACUCGAACAAGAAAAUGCAACGAAAGAACAGCAGCAUGAAAACAACCGUCAUCGAAUAACAGGCUUGGAAUCGGAAAAGGCGGAAUUGCAGCGUCAACUAGAAAUCAGCAAGAAUGAGUGCGCAAAAAUAGAAGAACUUGAAAAGGCUGCCCUGGCAUCGAAUUUGGAAGCACAAAGACUACAGAAGGCCCUCGACGCAUCGCAGAGCAGGCUGUCCACGUGUAGGAUCGAGCUUCAGGCGGCAGAAGCAGAGAAUGCGAAGUUGCAGUCUACGUUGGAGUCUCUCAAAAACCAGCUCCAACGGAUGCACAGCAUCGAGUUGGAAGGCGCGGACCUGGAAACGUGGCUUCACCGGGCCGAACAGGAGCGCCGGUCUUUGGAUCGCGAAGCAAGUCGGCUACGGUCGUCACUUCAGGCCAAGGAUCAAUCGCUGGACGAGCUGUCCUCGCGUGUGUCUACACUGGAACGUGAGAAUGAGCAGCUGCGCAAGGAGGCCCAGAAGGCAGCCGCUUCAGCUGCUCACAACCAAGACCUGGAGCAUCGCUGCCAAGAGUUGUCCCAGAAGGCCUCUCUGGAAGCAAAGGCCCUCAGCGAUCUACGACAGGAACUCGUAGAAGAGAAACUGCGCAACGAACAACUAACUAGUGAGCUGGACCGCAUUGCCACAAGUUUGGAGCUGACGACAAGCCUGUGGAAAACGCAGAGAGAGAACAGCCGGGAAACGCAGGAGUCUCCGAGGGAGCCGACGUUCACGCCACUUUUCUGUCUAGAGAAGACCAAGGCUGUGUUGGAAGAGGUUGAGAAUCUGUCUAGCGUGAGUGCAGAAGACAAGCGAUCGAAGGCUGACCGAGAGGCCGUCCUACCCAAAAGCACCGAGCUGAUUGAAUGUGUUCCUGAGUUGACCAACAGUGUGGACAGAGACAAGCUGAUCUCAAAGAAAGUCGUGGAACUAAAGGAGAGCAUUCUGGCACUCGAAAAGAAGAAUGGCUGCCUUGAGGAAGAAGCCUGGCGCCUGCGUAGCCAGCUGCAGGCAUUACAGGAGCACACAGCCUCCCUGCAGGGACGAGCAACAAGUGGAGAACAGCGCCACCUAGGGCUGCAAGCUCAACAUGCUCAACUGCAGGUGGAGGCAGCUUAUCUAGGAUCACAGCACACAGCCCUGCAGCAAAAAGUCUCUGAGCUUCAGGAGCAGCUGCUGAAGGCCGAGACACAACGAGAUCAGCUCUCUGUCGAGAAGACCGAACUGGCCCAGAGCAAGGAGGCCCUGAUGCGCGACCACCAGGUGCUGGAGAAACUGCAUGAGCAACUGUCGGCCGACUACCAGGCCCUGGCGUCAAACCUCAGCUGCGUCAAGGCCUCGUGCAAGUUGCUCAAGCAGGAGAACGCAAGCCUCAAGGAGCAACUGGAAGAAGCGAACCUUUCAAGUGAAGUGCUCCGGCUGGCCCAGGAUGAACCAGUGGCGAAAAACCUGCGCUCAGAAAACGCCAAGCUAAAGGAGGAGCUGAGCGCUGCCCGACAAGCCGAGGAGAAAUUGCGUGCUGAGUUUGAAGCCCUGAAGACUCAGCAUCGGGCACUGAAAGAGUCGCACAGCAACCUGCGCUCGGACCACAGCCGCCUUCGUGGGGAUCUCGAGGAGAGCCGCAGCGACCUCGUAACAGCGCGGAUGGACCUCUCGCGACUGGUUGCCAGCUACGAGGUGCUCGCACAGGCUCAGGGAGAGUUGCAAGAGGAGAGGAGGAGGCUCCUGUCGGGAAUCUCAUCCCUCUUGAGUCGCUGCAGAAAUGUGCUGCCCGAAUCAUCACUGCCCGGUAUACAAGAAGACAGGGUCCUUCUACGUGAGCUCGAGUCGCUCAGGGACGACCUCGAGGGACGCCUACGAGAUUACGCACGAAAGUUGGACGGGAACUUAUCUCUCUCAAAAGAAUCUCUCUCGAAGUCAAGAUCUGGGUACUUGAGUUGCAAUGUGUCACAGAUGAACGAUGUCCUGAGCGUGCCCAUUGGCUCCAUAGGCAACGGGCUGUGCUCUCAGAGCCGUUUCCAGAGUGAAUAUGGUGACUACAACGGCCGAAAUCCCUGGGGGAGUGCGCCUCAAGAUGACCAGAUUCCUGUGCGCGAUGUCGGGCCCCUGGCUCAGUCUGCCCGCUGCCACGGAUCAUCACCCGAAAGCAGCCUCGCCCACUUUUCCAACUCCUGUGUGCUUCAGGAUGCGCCACCAACCUGCUCAACACCUCUAAGCACACCAAAGCAACAAUCUAGCCCACUGCCAGCUCCAGCCCCGCACGUGACCGUCGAGAACCACACCACGGUGAACCUGGUAACUCAUGUCAAUGCCUCGGAGCCCGCUGCCGCGUCACCGGCCUCCGCGGUGCAGCCGCACACGUCCACGCCGCACGGUUUCUCACGCACGCCUGCUCUGCGGCACUCCAUGUACUCGCGCCUGCGUGGGAGCAGCGUCGGCAACUCGCCCGGCCUGCGAGCCCCUCUCAGGCUGUGCACGUCGCAGGAGAAGCUACUCCUUGACGACGGCACGGACUUCGAUGCCUCGCAGAGUUCGACCGACCAUGCCAAUCAGCCAGGCAGCCGGGAGAAACGAGCAAACGCUGUUUGGUACGAGUAUGGUUGUGUCUGAGUGUGAUCUAGCUAAGCACUUAACUGCUGCGUUUCUUCUGCCUGCUACUUUAUUGGUCGCCGCUGAAGCUGUUUUGUUUAGCACAUCUUUCGUCGCUCUUCGCACAUCCGUGUGCUACGUAAAUCAGUGUCAGCUGUGGCGUUGAUGCUAAACACACACAACUGAAUGGUUGAAAGCCUGCAAUUCGCUUGCAUUUGGUACUUGAGGCACCUACAUGCCUGGCAUGUUGCAAGAAGUAGGAUAGCAUGUCGAGCCUUGCUGAUUCAAGAAAAGUCCCCAAUGAACCGUGGCAAACAAUUAUUUAAUGCGAUUAGUACAACAUAUUCCCACUUGGUACACCGCAUAUAGGGAGUCAACGAGAGUUUGGGCUCAAGAGAUGUCUCUGUUUGACAGGCAUUUCUGUGAUGCAAUAGUGAAGAACUGCGUAACAGGCCUGCUUGCCACAGAAAAAUAGUCUUCAUUGGUGAAACAUUGGGAAAAUUGUACUAAAUAGCUAAAUUAGGAUGUAACAGCAAAAGGAGUACACAGCCAAACUCGUUAGGAAUGUGUUCGUAUCGGUAAACAGAAGUUUGCUGAAUUGACUGCAUUGUUUGGUUACUGUACCCAGAGCCCACCGCUUCUCCCACCACCUGUCAGGAGUGAGUAACUUCUGUAUUCGUGUACUAUGGACAUGGUUACUUUGGCAACAUUAACGAGGGCCACGUUUUUACUUCAAUAUUUGGAGUUGUAGCCCAUAAAUUCCUUUCAUUAAACAGCAGCCCACACGCUUCACUACACUGCGCUAUCUGCAACGCCCAAAAAUUUGCGCACACUGAACGCAGUUUAACUACCACAUUUAUGUGCUUUACAUAAUAGUUUUAUUCAAAAUAUUGAAGGAUGAUGCCAAGCCACAAACGUACAAUUUUCAUGAACAGAAUCAUGGUAUUCAUUGCCUGUCAUUGUUGGGGUAAAACACAGAAUCCGGUUAUCACUGUUUAUUUUUUGACUGCACGGCUGUUCGCCGUUACCCCGGUAUUUCUAAGUGACAAAUGUUGUUCCAGUCUGCAUCUGUUUAAAGCUCAUGAUCAAAACACCGUCGCACUAUGUGACGUUCGAAUCAAAAUGUGUGCAGGUGCAUGAGAUGACUUGCUACAACUGCGUGCCUAAACAGUGUUUCGCUCGUAAUGCGAAAGUGUUUGUGUGACACGGUGAACCGAUACAGAAAACACUCACACUAGAGAUUUUAAGCCAAUCGAAAUACACUCAAACCUCGGUAUAACGAACAUGGAUAUAGCGAAUUACCGGUUAUAACGAAGUAAAUGAAGAAUAGCCUUGUCAUAGAUACAGUGUUAGCAAUAAACGUUUAUAACGAAUUUUCGGAUAUAACGAAGUUAUUUUCGUGGCAGAUGUGACUGUUUUAAUGAAGUUUGAGUGUAAGCACGCCAGUCAGAGAUUGGAUUUUUGACACCACUGGUAGCAGACAUGCUCAAAGCACGACAAAAUGUGUGUACCAAUUGGUGUUGCUUGUGUACUGGAGUUAUGCGGCAUCCUAGGCUGUCAUUUUACAGAACACACACACUGUCGCACAGGAUUUGGAAUGUACAUGCACAAAUAGACCUGGUAAUCAAAAGCUAGGAAUUGUUGUGACGAGUUGAGCCCUGUGCAUAAAACGGUAUGGUUUCUCGAUUACGCAAAGGAAAGAAAAGUUAGCAGGAUACGAUAUUUUCGGGAAACAUCGAAGCAGAGCCUGGCAGCUGGCGAUAUUCUUAAUGCAAAGGUCACAAUUUAUUAAAAAAAAAAAAAAAAAGCUGUGCCCUUUAUGGUUCCUAAGCAAUUCAACGAUUCAUUUAUACACAUGAUGUACUGUGUGUAUUUCUUCAGUUGGCUCAUUUUCCUGCACGUUUUAUAUCUUUUUGUCGCUGUGUUGUGAAAGCUCUCGAUUUAGAUGGUAGGUAAGCAAGACACCAGAGCAUCCUUUCUUUGCUUUGGUUUCUGCAUUGUUGCCAAACUUCCAUCGAAAGCCAUCCCCUGUGUCAACCACCGAUGUGUCCAUUGCCACGAGGUGACAGUUUAAGAUCAAAUGUUGCCAGUCAGGUUCAUUUAGGUUCGUGUCUUUUGGCUUUGUACUCUAAAGGCAUGGUGCAAUCUGUGCUCAUGCAAACCCUUGUUUUUUUAAGGCAUUGACAUCAAUUUGCAGCCUUAUGCCCCCUCCACUAUUAGCUGAGGGAAAGACUUCAAGUUGUAUUGUUAUGCUUCUUUAAAAGAAUAUUAACUUGCUGGUAAAGAAACAUAAGGUUGGUGUGUAUAGUAUGCACCAAUUCAUAUCAUUACAAGAGUCCCCCCCCCCCCCCCCCACCUCUUUGUGCCUUUACUUGAGUGUUUGUUGUUUGAGUGUAUAUGCGUUUCUUAGCUGAACCUACUUAUUUAUUUUUUUCACGCAUUUCCAUUUUGCUCCACCAUUUCGCACUAGUGAGCAAUGAUGUGUUCAGAUAAGCAUUUUGUUCAUUUCACGCUUUCAACUUGGUCCUGUGCUGGGAAAGCAACCUUUCUUUACAACAACGAAAAAUUAGUUUAUUUUGAUGUGUGGCAAGCGAAUGUUAUUGUGCAGUCAAUUCGAGAAUUCAAAUUGUGAAGCGAAGCUUUUAGUGCUGCGAAUGGUCUCGUCGCCUGCUGCAGCAUAGCUUCCAAAGCAAUGCUGGCGCACAACGCGUCGUAAGACUGCGUUAUCCGGCAGCUCACAUAGACCGACUAUGAUGUGCCCACAAAGUUGUGUUGCACUACCGUUAUCGUACAAGAGGUAUUGAGAUGGUGUUUACGGCUUCGUCUCGCAUGCCUGUCACCAACAUAGUCUUCUGAGCUGUUGUGACAAAGCUAUGCUCGGUUUUGGUCGCACUUGUCAAAGUCUGUUCUAGCGAACAGACUUGGACAAGAUGCAGCUGACAGAAGUGUGUCUACACGAGUUACAGGUGUUUCAAGUAACACAUUUUUCUCUAUCCUUUUGCGCACACCUUUCCCUUAGUGCUUAUCCUUGCGCUUGCCUGCACGUAGCACCCACAAGCCAUUAGGAAUGCAAGUGCACGUUGGAGCCCAAUGUUCUAACGGCACUCGUCCCAAUCUUUCCUUGGAUGAGUUGGUGAUCCCCGAUUUUCUCCAUAUAGCGCACACGAACAGUGCUGUGUUCGUACAUGUUUCACUAUUUUUUUUAUUUCAUACUUGCUAUGAUGACAGCUCAGCACAAACUCCCAUAUCAUUUCGCAUGAAUGGCGACAGUAGCAUUUUAGUUAUCUCGUUAAAACUUGUGAGAAGUUAAGGGCAGGAUCAGGUAACGUUAGAAUGUAAGUCGUAUUUAAAUCAGCCGCUGCUGCAAGCGCAUCAUAUCACGCUGACGCUAACCGUUGUGUCACGCUUCUGCUGUCUUUAGAGAUCAAACGCACAGACGACGUAACCCGCACCCCUUUUACCCAUGUUUGAGGGUCUGCAGUUGUUGCUACAUUAAUAAGAAAUGUUAUAACAGUGGAUAAUACAAUGUGUUAAUGUUAUGCAGCUCGGCGAUGCUGCUUGGAAAACGUGUAGUAGUAGUGUGCGUGUCGUAAGUUUGUCACCGCUUUAUGAACAAAGGGUCUGCACUGCAUUUAUCGAAACUGCCCCCAGCUUCAUGCGAGUUGUGCCUGUACGUGUUUUACGAAGACAGUAAGCAUACCAGUCAGCCUGUAGCAAGUGUGUGUAGAACAAGUGUAAUUUAUUAUAGGAAAGCGCACAGUGUUGUGAAUUUUAGACCAGUUGCCUGCUUGUGCCUGCUGUUUAGCGUAGUGUGUACGUACUUGGGCUCCGGGUUGUCUGCGCUCUUUAGUCUACAGCAACUCUAUGCAAUAAUCUCUUUAUUUAGUGCUUGCUUCUUUGAUUAAAUGUCAGGAUGAUGGAAAGAUAGUCUUUUUCGCUGGAUACCAGCUCCUCUGCAUCUUUUGCUGCAAUUUAUUUCUCAUUUCAUUUAAAUUUGAUUUUCACAGGGUAACCACGUGAACAGACAGAGUUACGCUUUUCGCGAUGUUGUGGCUACAGUGCUUUGGGAAGCACCAUUUCAUAAUGGUUCCUCCUGACAUCGACAGUGCUUCUAAAGAUGUAAUAUAUCACUGCCAUACGUUGUGCGUUUCGAAUAGGAGAAGGGUUUCUUCAACUUUAACGAAUGUGAGUGAUUCCUUAAAAAGAGUAGGAAUUUUUUUUUUUGAGUUUGUUCUUAUGAGCUCAGAAAUGCUGUUUGUAGUGAUGUGCCUCAGUUUUUCUGAUUCCUUGCUGUGAUGCGGGCUAUAGCCUUGUGCUUAAUUACAUAUAUAGGAGCAAACAAGUUUACUGCUCCGACGUUGAGCUACGUGCCUGUGCAGUCCAUCAGUUUGACCCGUCGAACACUUUCUUGUGAUGCAGACCGUAAUGUGUGUCUGCGUGAACUUUUUUUUUUCAUUCUCAAGGCUGCAGUUUGCUUCAGCUUUUGACCAAAUCAUGUUAUUUAUGACAGCUUCACAUUAUACAUUUGUUCUCUUUGCAUUUAUUUUUAGAUUUUACGUGUAAAUAGGUGUACAGCUCAUUGUCGUUAGUUUUGUUGGUUGUCGAGUUUUCCCGCUUUUUUUCAGAAGUUUGCGUGAGAUAUAAGUUUGUUGAGCUCAGAGAGAAAACUUCGUUGCCUUGUAGGGUGUUGCCUGAAGAUUUUUUUAAUGUAUUUUCAUGCUUUGGGUCUUCUGAGAGGAAUGAACAGCAAAUAAAAGUCUUCUGUGGUCUGAA
Messenger RNA from Rhipicephalus sanguineus (brown dog tick), 9002 nucleotides. RefSeq names its product girdin. Gene Ontology annotation, cellular component: centrosome; cytoplasm. Gene Ontology annotation, molecular function: dynein light intermediate chain binding; microtubule binding. The coding region runs from base 147 to 4250 and encodes 1367 amino acids. The record is from RefSeq and is a predicted model, not a curated record. NCBI's taxonomy places the organism in Eukaryota, Metazoa, Arthropoda, Arachnida, Ixodida, Ixodidae. The transcript has 31 exons. Gene Ontology annotation, biological process: cytoskeleton-dependent intracellular transport; cytoplasmic microtubule organization.